Messenger RNA from Phytophthora sojae, 768 nucleotides. RefSeq lists its product as hypothetical. The transcript is spliced from 2 exons. Gene Ontology annotation, cellular component: preribosome, large subunit precursor; nucleolus. Gene Ontology annotation, molecular function: RNA binding. The coding region runs from base 1 to 768 and encodes 255 amino acids. Lineage: Eukaryota; Oomycota; Peronosporomycetes; Peronosporales; Peronosporaceae. The record is from RefSeq and is a predicted model, not a curated record. Gene Ontology annotation, biological process: ribosomal large subunit assembly; rRNA processing; nuclear-transcribed mRNA catabolic process.
AUGGUGAUGCAACUGGUUGACUUUUUGGUUGCCAAGCCCGUCGCCGCAAGUCGCAGCAGAGCCAUGCCCAAGUCCAAGAGACAACGCACCAAGCCGCUCACGCAGGCCAACAAGAAGGGCAACGAGCUCAAGCAGAACGUGGUGGACGCCAUCCGCAAUGCCGUCGACACGUACGAGUCGGCCUACGUCUUCAGCUUCCAGAACAUGCGCACCAACCACUUUAAGGAGGUGCGCAUGGACUUCAAGGACAGCCGCUUCUUCCUGGGCAAGAACAAGGUCAUGAAGCUCGCGCUCGGCCGCUCCAAGGAGGAGGAGUACGCCGAGAACCUCUUCCGCCUCUCCAAGGACGUCAGCGGCAACACCGGCCUGCUGUUCACCAGCAAGCCGCACGAGGAGGUCGCGGAAUACUUCGCUAAGCUCUCGGUCAGGGACUACCCGCGCUCGGGCUUUGUCGCCACCGAGACCGUCACGAUCCCAGAGGGUCCGCUGCCGCAGUUCAUUGGCAGCAUGCUCGAGUCGCUCCGCGGACUGGGCCUGCCUGUGGACCUGAAGAAGGGUGUCGUUGUGCUCAGCCGCAACUACACCAUCUGCAAGCCUGGACAGACGCUGACCCCCGAGCAGGCCAAGCUGCUGGUGCACUUCGACCGCAAGAUGGCCGAGUUCAAGCUCGUGAUGCUGAGUGUGUGGUCCAAGGACAAGUACCAGCGGCUCGCUGCCGAGGACGCCGUUACCACCGGCGACGACAACGACUCCGAUGAGGAUAUGUAA